Colletotrichum karsti is the source of this 927-nucleotide messenger RNA. RefSeq lists its product as uncharacterized. The transcript is spliced from 2 exons. The record is from RefSeq and is a predicted model, not a curated record. NCBI's taxonomy places the organism in Eukaryota, Fungi, Ascomycota, Sordariomycetes, Glomerellales, Glomerellaceae. The coding region runs from base 1 to 927 and encodes 308 amino acids.
AUGGAACUCUCCGGUCUAGCUCGGGCAUUGGGUACGCCGAACAAAAAGGCUCGAGGAAGGACCUACAUGCCGUCUGUGGGGAUGAUGCGCCAGCUGGGUGCGCGAGCGUUGGGCCUGAGGCCAACCGCUUCUCGUCAACAACUUCCACUUCCAGACUCUGUCCCUGCGGAAGAUGUUGUCACCGACGCGCCCGACAACCAACCACAGCCCGAGACAAUCGAUCCUUCUCCGAGCAAGGCCACUACGAACACUUCGAUCACGAACCCAUCGAACGAGCAAGAUAGCGGUGGCGAGAAUAACGGCCAGAGGAGUAGGAUAUGCUCGGAAGACCGCACCGUCCAGACCGCCAAUACCGCCAACGAUAACAGCGAGACAGAGCCGACCGACGCAGCGAAUGGCCAUGUCGACGAUACCAUAGAUCUUGCUCAUAUCAAGAAGGAACCAGAGGACGACCACCCACUCCAGGCAAGCUCUACGCCCGCUGACGUCACCGACCAACAAUGGGAGCUUCGCGCAAUUGUAGGGCAUGAGGUAGACCCGGAAGACCCGACUCGUCUCCGGUUGCGCUGCCGCUGGGCGAACACCGAUCCCAAAAACAAUCUUACAUGGGAGCCCGAGUGCAUCAUUCAAGAGGAUGCCCCUGCUAUGUGGAAAUCUUACGUGACAAAACGAAACCCCCGCAAGGACCUGGGCGAGUAUCAGGACUACUGGCAUAUUCUCGGCAUUAAAGGGCAUACUAAGGCGAAGGGGGGCAAGUUCAAAAUGAAGAUCAGCUGGGUAGGCUUUGAGAAGGACGAAACUGUGUCUGAGGACUUCGUCGAGGACAAUAAUGCCGAGUUGCUCAAGGAGUACUGGCAGAGUGUCGGGGGCCGGGAGUCUGCUGUACAGGCCCGUCCUACUCGCAAGCGAAAGAGAGCAAGGGCUUGA